Dentiscutata erythropus is the source of this 127-nucleotide messenger RNA. NCBI's taxonomy places the organism in Eukaryota, Fungi, Glomeromycota, Glomeromycetes, Diversisporales, Gigasporaceae. The record is from the annotation of a GenBank genome assembly.
AUGGCUUCAAGUUUUGAUGGUUCUUCUCUUGACCAAUUAGCAGAGCAAAAGUUACAUUUUGCUGAAAAAUGCCUACGUGAAUUAGUUUUCUUGCAUUCAAAAAAAUCCCAAACAGGUCUUAAAGUAC